Messenger RNA from Phalaenopsis equestris, 5453 nucleotides. Its product is annotated as ABC transporter B family member 21-like. Gene Ontology annotation, molecular function: ATP hydrolysis activity; ABC-type transporter activity; ATP binding. Gene Ontology annotation, biological process: transmembrane transport. The transcript has 17 exons. The record is from RefSeq and is a predicted model, not a curated record. Gene Ontology annotation, cellular component: membrane. NCBI's taxonomy places the organism in Eukaryota, Viridiplantae, Streptophyta, Magnoliopsida, Asparagales, Orchidaceae. Bases 870 to 4685 code for a protein of 1271 amino acids.
UUAUCUUGCACGAACAAUUAACGAGACAUUAAUUAUUAGAGACGAAGAAGCUAAAGAGAAUUUAUUAUGUAAUUCUGUUAUAUUCUCUGAAAGAAAUUUAAGGGAAGGAAGCACCUCCAUAAUCUCUUUCAUCUCUUCUGUAAGUGCGCGUGUUACUAAGGCGGAGGAUGGUCUAAUAAUCUCACCUCCAUGCAACUCUAUUCAAUACCGACUGAAAAACCAUUUUUUUAUCCACGCAGGUUAAGCAGACAACAAAGAGGUCCUAGCGGAGCCUAAGCGCUCCAUUCGUCAAUACUGUAAAACGGAGCAAAAGAGCAGCUUUGAUUGUUGACCACAAAAUUGAGGAGAUGCGAUUCAACAAAUUGAUCGAGGAGAUGACUCCAAAGGAAAAUAUCCUGACACAAAAUUUAUUUUAAGCCAUUGAGGCAACUUGAUUAAUCUCAAGAAAUGAAGAGUUAAGUGUGUUGUCCCAGCUACUGGUCGCAGCGCAGCCUCCAUCCACAAAUUUUCUUCCUUUUCCCCAUUUAGAUUAGUUAAUUUGAAGACGGCAGAGAGAAUCUCAUCACCUAAAAGAAUACAAAAAGAGAAAAGCUGAGCUCCCGCUGCUGCAGAAGAGUGUCAGAAGAGAGUGAUAUCAUAUAGUAUGACCCACAUUUAAUUGACACAAGAGGGAAUUCAGAGUUGCAGCAACUGAGAAUUUCCACAAACAUCAGGGCAUUUAUAUACAAGUGCCAGAAGAAAUAAUUGAGAAAGCAGCCAAAAGAAAAGCAACAUAAGGACUUGAAAGAGGAUAAGAAUAACUAUUGAGCCUUGCCCAAGUUGAGUUAGCAAGGAUGAUGAAUUGAAAUCUUAACAAGUUGAAAAUUUUAAUGGAGAGCUCAAACGAACAUAUGUUAAAAGAAGAAAAGAAGACUGAAACUAAGCAAGAUCACAAGAGUGAGCAAAAUGAUGAAGGAAACAACAUGGCUCCAUUUUACAAGUUGUUCUCUUAUGCAGACUCCAUGGAUAUUGCUUUAAUGAUCAUAGGCACAGCUGGCGCUGUGGCAAAUGGACUUGUACUUCCUCUCACUACACUGUUUUUUGGAAAUUUGAUCAACUCUUUUGGAAGAACUGUGGACAUUCAGAAUGUGUUACAUGAAGUCUCCAAGGAAACCCUCAAAUUUGUGUAUUUGGCACUUGGAGCAGGCAUAGCUUCUUUUCUCCAGGCGUCCUGUUGGAUGCAUACAGGUGAGAGACAAGCAGAAAGACUGAGGAAAGUAUACUUGAAGGCUAUUUUAAGGCAGGAGAUUGCAUUCUUUGAUAAGGAAAUUAACACUGGAGAAAUUGUUGGGAGGAUUUCAGGUGAUUCGAUCAUCAUUCAAGAUGCCAUGGGUGAAAAGGUUGGUCAGUUCAUUCAGCUAAUAUCAACAUUCUUUGGAGGUUUUACAGUAGCAUUUGUCCAAGGUUGGCUCCUGACCCUUGCUAUGUUGUCUACCAUUCCUCCUCUUGUAUUUGCUGGCGCAAUCAUCUCUAAAGUUAUGGCAAAGAUGGCAUCACAAGGGCAGACAGCUUAUGCAGCAGCAGCAGAUCUUGUAGAGCAAACAAUUAAUUCUAUUAGAAUUGUUGCAUCUUUUACUGGGGAGAAACAAGCCGUGGAUAAAUAUUGUCAAUCCUUGAAACUGUCGUACCAUUCGAGUGUUAAAGAGGGUCUUGUUGCUGGAAUAGGGCUUGGCACUGCUAUGCUACUAUUCUUUUGUGGAUAUGCUCUUGGGAUUUGGUACGGCUGUAAAUUGAUACUUGAGAAAGGGUAUACAGGCGGUGAUGUAUUCAAUGUCAUCUUUGCAGUUCUUACCAGCUCCCUAUCUUUAGGCCAAGCAUCUCCCUGCCUGAGUUCUUUCGUAGGCGGACAAGCUGCAGCAUUCAAAAUGUUUGAAACCAUAGAAAGAAAACCAGAAAUAGAUGCCGAGAAUACUGAAGGAAGGACGCCUGAAGACAUCCAUGGAAACAUUGAAUUUAAAAAUGUAUGCUUCAGCUAUCCAGCAAGACCAUCAGAACAUAUAUUCAAGGAUUUAUCACUUGUCAUAAAAAGUGGCACAACAGUGGCUUUAGUUGGAGAAAGUGGGAGUGGAAAAUCAACAGUGAUUAGUUUGAUUGAAAGAUUUUAUGAUCCACAAGAUGGCGAAGUACUUAUAGAUAACAUCAAUCUCAAAGAGUUCCAACUGAAAUGGAUUAGAAGAAAGAUAAGCCUUGUCAGCCAAGAGCCUGUCCUCUUCACCUGUAGCAUUAGAGACAACAUAACUUAUGGAAAAGAAGAUGCUACCAUUGAAGAGAUAAAAUCUGCAGUUGAACUAUCAAAUGCAUCUAGCUUCAUAAACAAACUGCCACAGGGAUUUGACACAAUGGUUGGAGAGUAUGGAACUCAGCUAUCAGGAGGACAAAAACAAAGACUGGCUAUAGCAAGAGCUAUUUUGAAAGAUCCACGAAUUCUGCUUCUUGAUGAAGCUACAAGUGCACUAGAUGCGGAGUCUGAGCAAUUGGUGCUGAAAUCACUAGAGAAGGUCAUGCAUGCUCGCACAACUAUCAUUGUUGCCCACCGUAUGAGUACAGUUACUAACUCAGAUACCAUAGUUGUAUUACAGAAAGGUUCAAUUGUUCAAAAAGGUUCUCACAGAGAACUGCUAAAGAAUAAAGGGGGAGCAUAUUCACAACUCCUACACUUGCAGGAAAUGAAGCAAGAUUCAGAACAGGAUAGAGUUGUUAGCUUAGCAGAAUCUGGCAGACAAGCUAGUCAGAGGAAUAAUUUCCCUCGUUCUAUCAGCCGAGGAAGAUCUGUGGGUCCUCGUCACUCCUUUUCAGUACCAUUUGUUUUACCGUUAGGACUUGAAAUUCAAGAUAACUCAAUGGAACCAGAUAUGCCUGAGGCAUCAUCAUCAUCCCAGCACAAAUCACAAGAUCUGCCAUUACUGCGACUUGCUUAUCUUAACAAGCCAGAGCUCCCAAUCUUCAUACUUGGAGUAAUUGCUGCUAUUUUUAAUGGGAUAAUUCUACCCAUCUUUGGUGUUCUUUUAUCCAAUAUGAUUGAAACAUUUUACCAACCACCAAAUAAGCUAAAGAAGGAUUCCAGGUUUUAUGCGAUUAUGUUCAUAGUCCUUGGUUUACUGUCUUUGUUAGCAAUGCCAGCUAGAUCGUACUUCUUUGCUAUCGCUGGAUCUCGGUUAAUCAGUAGAAUAAGAGUAAUGACAUUUGAGAAGAUCGUUAAUAUGGAGAUAGAAUGGUUUGAUGAUUCUGAAAACUCAAGUGGAGCAGUUGAAGCAAGGCUAUCAGUGGAUGCCGCUGCAUUCAGAAGCCUUGUGGGUGACAAUCUAGCACUACUGGUUCAGAACACAGCAACUCUGUCUAUUGGUUUAGCCAUUGCCUUCGCUGCAAAUUGGCAGCUUUCAUUCAUAAUCUUGGGUUUGAUCCCUCUAAUAGGCCUAAAUUCAUGGGCUCAAAUUGUGUUCAUGAAAGGCUUUACUGUUGAUGCAAAGAUUAUAUAUGAGAAGGCAAGCCAAGUAGCAAGUGAUGCUGUGGGAAAUAUAAGAACAGUCGCCUCAUUCACAGCUGAAGAGAAGGUCGUGGAACUUUACAAGGAGAGAAGUAAAAGCCCAAAGAGGACUGGAAUUAGGCAAGCAGUUAUUAACGGAACUGGCAUUGGACUCUCUUUUUUCUUGCUAUUCUGUGUAUAUGCAGCCAGUUUCUACGCUGGAGCAAGGCUUGUUCAGGAUGGAAAGACAACAUUUGGGAAAGUUUUUCGAGUGUUCUUUGCAUUGGCUAUGGCAGCUAUAGGAGUCUCCCAUUCAAGCAACGUUGCACCAGAUUCUAAUAAAGCCAGAUGUGCUGUAGCUUCUGUGUUAGCAAUUCUAGACCGAAAAUCUAAGAUAGAUGCAAGUGAUGAUUCUGGGACAAAAUUGGAAGAACUCAGAGGCAACAUAGAGUUCCAGCAGGUCCGAUUUAGUUAUCCCACAAGAAAAGAAGUCCAAGUUCUUCAGAAUUUGACUUUGUCUAUUAAAUCUGGAAAGACAAUCGCACUAGUUGGUGAGAGCGGAUGCGGAAAAUCAACCAUAAUAUCAUUGUUGCAAAGGUUUUAUGAUCCUGAUUCUGGACAGAUACUGUUAGAUGGAAUCAACAUCAAUAGAUUUCAGAUUAAGUGGUUAAGGCAACAGAUGGGUUUAGUAAGCCAGGAACCAUCAUUGUUCAAUGACACAAUUCGAGCUAAUAUUGCUUAUGGGAAAGAAGGAAAAGCAACCGAGGCAGAGAUAGUAGCAGCAUCUGAGUCAGCCAAUUCCCACAACUUUAUAUGCGCCCUCCAACAGGGAUAUGACACGGUUGUUGGUGAAAGAGGUGGACAGUUAUCUGGAGGUCAGAAGCAAAGAGUAGCCAUUGCACGUUCCAUAGUGAAAGAACCAAAAAUAUUGCUCUUUGAUGAAGCAACAAGUGCACUUGAUGCAGAAUCCGAGUUGGUAGUUCAAGAAGCAUUGAACCAAGUGAAGGUAAACCGAACCACAGUGGUCAUUGCCCACAGACUUUCUACCAUAAAAAAUGCAGAUUUAAUCUAUGUGAUAAAGGGUGGGGUGAUAGCAGAAAAAGGAACACAUGAUAUGAUGAUCAAUAAUGGCGGACUCUAUGCUUCCUUGGUAGCACUUCAUUCAAAAGGGCAUCAUGGUUAAAAUCCAUCUCUUCAACAAACUUCAGAAAUUGAUGGCAUGCCAAUUUUGUUUCAUUUCUUCUUCCUUUUAACAAACAUCCUCCCGCCCUCAACUCUCGCCUGUUUUAACUUAAUGAGGUAAUAAUGCUCGUGAAUAUGUAACAGAGCUAUACAAAGAGAAGAGGUCCUGCAGUGGAGAAUAAAUACAAGUAAAAAAAAAUCAGAAAUUCUAGUUUUUGCAAGGUACAAAGUUCAUUUAAAUCUGCAUGAGUUUGUGUUGAACAGAUUUGGAGAAGACUAAGUUUAUUCAGAUGAAAAAUUCCUGCACUUUUUGCAUGAUGCAUCUAAGGAUUGGUAAAAUUUAAUGACAUUCUCCAUCCUAACUUCGAGAAUUGAUGGGAAUUUAAUACAAGAAGCCUCUCGAGAAGAUAUAUAGGUGCAUGUGCAUCGGUUGUAAAGUAGAAUCACGAGGCGAUAGAAUCAAGUGCAUCCCAUUUGGCAUGAAUAUUGGUAUCUCUCAGUGUCCAUAUAGAAUACAAAUGUAUUGUUUACUUUAGUUUACUUCAACUCAAGUACACAACCAUCACAUUUGUAAGAUGGUAGAGUAACACGACCACCAUUAUCUAGUAUUCAAACAAUCAAUCAACAUAGUCAAAUCCAUUGUAUCUGGCUCUUGUAGCUCAACUAUUGUAGGACAAGAACAACUAUGGUUAUGAGACAAAUAUCAUUUCGUCCUCUGAUGUCUUUAAGUGAUCUGAUCAUUAUCAUAAUAUUUAACGAGUAUAUGUCA